Molecule: messenger RNA, 3316 nt
Organism: Arabidopsis thaliana (thale cress)
Lineage: Eukaryota; Viridiplantae; Streptophyta; Magnoliopsida; Brassicales; Brassicaceae
Product: CCCH-type zinc fingerfamily protein with RNA-binding domain-containing protein
Exons: 10
Coding region: 963-2915 (650 amino acids)
Molecular function (GO): nucleic acid binding; RNA binding; metal ion binding
Source: RefSeq, marked reviewed
CGUUUGAGGACAUUAGUUUGCUGGUUCGGAUUAAACCGGUUAGAUUGAUAAUCAGUCCGAUUUGGGUAAAUGAUGAUGGUUUAGGUAUUUUGAUAUUGCUGGCUCUGGUUCGCCGCUCUGGUUCGCCGGUUUGGUCUCUUCUUCUUCAACCGUCUUCUUGUUUGGUUUGCGAUCUUCGGUGUCUGUCUGUGCUCUGCUCUCUUUCAGGGGAAUCGAUGUAAGUUGGUGCCGCUUCCUUCAUUCUCUCUCACAGUUUAGUUUUGGUUCCAGUCGCUUUUCUAGUUUAGGGAUUUUGAUGAUGCCUUUGGUAGUCUUCUUAUGAAUCUGGGAGGUUUAGGCUUCAUAUUUUAGCUGAUAAUACUUGAGAUACAAACAUAUUAAGUUUAAGGGUAUGGGUCUAUUGGAAAGAAUGAAACUUUGGCUUAAUAUGAUAAUGAAUUUUGUUAUAAUUAAGAUUUCCAGAUUUUAGGAUUUUAUGCUAAUUGGUGAUUACUCUAUACUCUGAUAACGACUUUAACACAUAUUCUUCCUUUAACGAAUUCAAGCACUAUAAUAUUAUCUCUGUUACCGGACAUAAGGAGUUACAUGAUGCUACUUGGACAACAGAGAAUGCUUUGAAUGAAACACUGAGAACUUCGGGGGUCUUGAGAAUGAAGUUUUGGGGAGGCUUAUUAGUGAUCGUUGGUUGCGUUUCAUUUGUUGGAUUUGUGUUUGUAGCUAUAGUGUCUAAAUUGUUUCCACUCUCUGACAAUCCCAUUAUCCAAGCUAUUCAGAAUGACAGGUACUACUGCUUCUUGGCUCCACUGACUCUACCAGCUCUUCUGGUUGCUGUUUACUUUCAUUGGCUUAGCAUGAAGCUCUUCAAGCACGCAUGAUAUAUCACUGUUACUUUUUUUUUUUUUUUUUUGUUUUGUUUUUUUUUAUCAACUGGGGAAGAAGAAAGGUGUAACCUUUAUAUAACCAUGGAUUCCGGUGACGCGACAUCUUUGCUUUUGACGAAAAUUCGAAGCUUGGAGCCAGAUUAUGCUCCUAAGAUUAUUGGGUAUUUGCUUUUACAUGAUUUUGGUGAUAGAGACUUGAUGCAUCUGGCUCGUGGACCUGAAUCGAUUUUGCAGUCGACUAUUUCGAAAGUGAAGAGUCUCUUGGGGAUUUUCUCCAACAACUCGCCUUCUUCUACUCCGACGUCUCCUUCUCCGUUGAAUCCUAUCUGUCGUCCUCCUCUUAACGGAAGAGGAAGCUCUCACUCCAAUGGGUUUAUGGAUUUCCGUAGAAACUCUCCGUCUUCUCCUUCUUCUACCUCUCCUUGGUCAUUCAACAACUGUAUCAACGGUAAUAAUGGGAAUAACCCCCACAUUUCCCCUAAACACACUCCGAUCUCGAAACCCUUUAGCUCUCACCAAAGCAAUGGACUUUCUGCUACACAUUCUGGUAGUGCUGACGCUGCUGGUGGUGCUGAUUUACUUGAUGAUCAGCAGCUUAAUGAUUGCCUUUCGUUUCUCGACGAUUCUUGUUCUAAAACCGAGGAUCUUGUGGAUCCUAGCAUUCCUUUGGAUUACUCUGUAGAUGGUGAUGGUGAAACCCAUCUGCACAGGAGGAGUUUCUCUUGUGAUGCGUCUUUUGUGUCCGGAGAUGAUGGAUUUGGUGGUGGAUGCAAACCAUGUGUGUAUUUUAGUAGAGGUUUGUGCAAGAAUGGAGAAAGCUGCAAGUUUAUCCACGGUGGAUAUCCGGAUAAUAUGGAUGGUAAUGGCAUUGUCGCUGACUCGCCUAGGAAAAUGGAGAACUUUGUUAGGCAGCACGAGGAGAUGAUGAGGCUGAAAUUGGCUUACCAGCAGCAGAGGUUGGCUUCUCAAAUCCUGGGUCGGGCUCCCCAGUUGCCAUACGAGAAAAGAAUGGACUUUCUCUUGCAGCAGCAUGCUCAAAGAGAUGGUGGACUGCCUUUUGGUGAUGAAAGAUUUUGGAGCAGCAGCCCAGGACGGCUUGAGAGGAUGGAGCUGGCAAUGCAUUUAGGUGAUCAGUCAAAUUCGGCAUCUAGACAGAUUUACUUGACAUUCCCAGCUGACAGCACGUUUAAGGAUGAGGAUGUUGCUACAUAUUUCAGCCUCUUUGGAACAGUCCAAGAUGUGCGGAUCCCAUACCAACAGAAGCGUAUGUUUGGCUUUGUUUCAUUUGCUCAUCCCGAGACAGUGAAAGUUGUACUAGCUAGAGGGAAUCCCCAUUUCAUUUGCGACUCACGGGUUCUUGUCAAACCUUACAAAGAAAAAGGCAAAGUCUUGGACAAGAAGCAACAGCAACUGCUACAACAGCAGAUUGAGCGAGGAAAUUACUCCCCGUGCUCCAGUCCAUCUGGGAUUGAUCCUAGAGAACAGUCUGAUUUCCACCUUGGUUCAAAGAUGUUGUAUGAGAGACGUGAGAUGAUGAGAAGGAAAAUAGAGCAGGCUGAUCUCCUGAGGGCUAUUGAACUCGAAAGAAGACGUUUCAUUAAUUUACAGCUUCCUGAGUUCAAGAAUAGUGUAACGCUGAAUCAUCACCGUAGCUUUUCUGUGGGGUCUCCUGGUUAUUUUUCAUCUGCCGGCAAUCAAAGCCCUGAUUUUCAAUCUGAACUUAACGGUGCAGAUGCUUUAAAAGUAACUGAUGAUACCUUGGAGCUGCAUCCUUACCCAGUAGUCAACCCAAUGAGUGUUAACAAUAGCUACUCAAACGGUGCAAAAGAAGAGACUAACAAGAGUGAAUUGCUUGAUCCCGAUUCUGGAAGCACCAUUGAGCUUGUUCUUCCUAGUAACCUCUUCCCUUCUGCAUCAUCUACCGAUGAUCACAAAACCGAUGAUUCUGCUGAAACUAAUGCAAAAGUUGGAGUCUCCUCUACUAAUGAAAAUGACCAUGAACCACCAGUCACUACCAAUAAUCUGAUGCAGUAGGCUAUUUCACCUCAUAAAUGCCAAGGGUUUUUUCUUAUGGAUAAGAUGAGGCUACCGAAGUGUAUGUAAUAAAGACAAAGUAAACAAGCAUACACAAGGAAGUAGGAUGAUGUAUAUGUAUAGCUAAGUUAUAUAUAUCUAUAUAUAUAUGGAGAACAGAAAGAACGUAGGAGAUAUGAUAAUAUGGUAUGAAGAUCGCAAGUUUCCUCAGGUGAUACUAUACUACUAACAAACGGAUGCGUAAGACAUACUUUAAAGACGAUCUAUUUUGGAACUUUCAUUUCUUCUGCUUCUAUCUGUUUGCUUCUAAUAUCGGUUGCUCAUGUGAUUGUUCCGGUUUAUGUGGGUAACAAACCACAAGAGUCUCUGAUGUAACAAAAGAAUAGAGGGUUCUGUAACUU